Sturnus vulgaris (Common starling) is the source of this 3579-nucleotide messenger RNA. Lineage: Eukaryota; Metazoa; Chordata; Aves; Passeriformes; Sturnidae. The record is from RefSeq and is a predicted model, not a curated record.
CUAUAUAAAGCUAAAAUUCUACCAGAUUAAGGCAGAAGUGCUCAGUGUGGCCACAAUCUCUACUGUUCCUUGAAGAAAAGCUUCCCGCAUUCCAGUAACAGAAAUACCCAAGUCUGUGGUGACUGUCAUCACACUAAUUGAGAAGCAAUUCUAAGAAAUUUGCCCCAUUUUCAAGUUAUUGUCUUGGAAAAGGGACAGUUAUCAUGUGGGAACAAGCUGGACCAAGAGUUAUAUCUUAGUGCAGUAGAAAGCAAUCCUUACAUCCUUCUCAGGCAGACUAUCAGAGACACACCCCCAACUUUUCUUCUUUUGUGUGUGUGUGAAUUUUUAAAGAAGCAUUGCUCAAAAUGUCUUUUUUUUUUCUGACUUAUCUUACCCCAUGCAAACUCAGAAGUUCUCUGUAUUUUAUGAAAUAAACCCACCAGGCACAGCUCCAUUUUGGAAAACAGCUUUUCAUUAACUCUCCCCUGCCUUGCUCUCAGAGACACUAACCUUACUUUUGUUAUGUCUCUGAAUUUACAAAAUAGUGUUAUGAGUCGGGCUGUUGCCUGCCAGUACAAUUUUUACACCUUUACUGUUUUGCUUGGAAAUUUAGUGGCUCUGAUAUGCAGAAGAUACCAGUGUGCAUCUUCAGGGAGGAGCUUCUCGUGGAACAGACUGGAGCUGGAACAGGACCCCAGGGCAGCUCCAUGCCUUGCUGUGGGAGUUUCAGGCUUGGCAGAGGGGCACAGCCGGAGGGUGGGAUUACCAGGGUGGCAUGUUACCCUUCCCACUCUUGGGAAGGCUUUCCAAGGCAGCUCUUCCUCAGGGUGAGACGUGGUGCCAUUGGGUCUGGUGCCACCUGCUGUGCUGCUGGCAUCCUCCUCACUUAAACCCUGAGAUGUGGCACACUGCCGCCCCUACCCAAGGGUUAAGUUAAGGGCAAAAUCAGGAGAGAUUUGCUUGUUUUGAAAAGUAUCUUUUUCACAGUCCCUCAUCUCUACAAAGGGAACCCAUCCAAAUCUGCCUUUGUUACUUUUGUAUCUGAUAAGGCUUCAGUUGACAACUCUAGUUCUUGGAGCUGGAAAUUCUGUUAUUAGGGCACCGACACUUUUCUCAAUAUUAAAAACCUCUUUCUUUUAUAGCUGUCAGAAUCAAUCUUUCAGAUCUCCCCUCCAGCUGCUGUGCUCUCUUGUGAGCUGAUUGCUACUCCUGGACAGGUUGCAAACUUCUCUCCAUGGCUUAAAUGGAUAUCCGAGCACAUUUCUCUGAUGGAAUCAACCAUCAGUCCCAGAUGAUCUCAUCCUUCAAGAACUAAAUUCCAAGAGAAAGAAUACAAGAAUGCUUGUUUUAAUGUAUGACUUGCUCUCACACACACAACCUGAGUUUUAAUUUCUAUAUGCAGAAAGGCAAGGGUCUGUCUUCAGUAAACCCUCAUCAGGAGAGGUCAGCAACAGGCCACAGAGAGGUGGAAGGAACUCGGAAGCACCAUGAGGAGGUGAAAGGAAAUACCCAGCUUGUCGUUUUUUAAGCCCAUUUGGGGAAGAUGAAGCUUCUCCCUUAUGGCUGGACGUAGUGGAGUCCAUCUGUUCAGCCUGAGCCUGGGGUGGUAACUGGCAGGCACCUGUUGCAGCCUUUCCUUUUUGCCUUACGUUGGACCCUGCGUUGUGGGGGAAGAACCCAAGGGGCAAAGAUGGUUGUGGUAAGGAGGAGGAACGUGAAAAUGUUCACCUUCGCCUUUCUGCUCAUCACAGUGACAUCAUUUCUGCUGAACUACACACACCAGGUGACCACAACCACCUGGGACCCCAGACAUCUCGUUGUGCAGUUUUCAGAGCAUGUUCAAAAACUCUUCAAGUCCCCCAGGAGACCUUGCAGCUGCCGCACGUGCAUUUCGGAGCUGGGACAUUCCCUCUGGUUUGAUCAGAGAUUUAACUCAACUAUGCAACCUUUCCUGACCUCACAAAAUGCCUUGAUCCCAGAAGACAGCUACAGGUGGUGGCUGAAACUGCAAGGAGAGAAAGCUCCGAGGAGUUUGAACUCCACUCUGUCAGAGCUGUUUGGGGUCAUCCCUGGGGACGGGGACCCGCUGCAGGAGCGGGGCUCCCCCGGCUGCAGGCGCUGCGCCGUCGUGGGCAACUCGGGCAACCUCCGGCAGUCCAACUACGGCCAGGACAUCGACUCGCACGACUUCGUGCUCAGAAUGAACCGUGCCCCCACUGCUGGCUACGAAUCAGAUGUUGGGAGCAAGACCACUCACCACUUUGUUUAUCCUGAGAGCUACAAAGAGCUGGCAGCAAAUGUGAGCAUGAUCCUGAUCCCCUUCAAAACCCUGGACCUGCGCUGGGUUGUCACUGCUCUCACCACAGGCACCAUCAACUUUACAUAUGUUCCAGUUCCAAGGAAAAUCAAAGUCAAAAAGGAAAAGAUCCUGGUUUAUAAUCCAGCUUUUAUGAAAUACAUCUAUGAAAACUGGCUUGAGCAUCAUGGGAGAUACCCCUCCACAGGCCUUCUGUCUUUGAUGUUUGCUCUCCAUGUAUGUGAUGAGGUGAAUGUGUAUGGCUUUGGAGCAGACAGCAAAGGACACUGGCAUCAUUACUGGGAAAACAACACUUCAGGUGGGGCUUUCCGGAAGACAGGCGUCCAUGACGGAGAUUUUGAGUUCAAUAUAACUUUGACUCUUGCCUCCAUUGAAAAAAUAAAAUUUUUCAAGGGUAGAUGACCCUGGCCAAGGGGACAAGUGGGGGCUGCAAUUUCCAGCAUGCAGCAGUGAAGAUGAGGCACCAGCUGGGUUUGAAUGCGUGGGUCUGUGGUGGAUUUGGAGCAUCUCACUCUGCAGGGAGCGAGGCCAGGCUUCCAAGCUGCACAUGAUUUCCUAUCUAGGGAGAGCGGGAGCUACCAACCACUUACGGGAAUAAAUUAAUCUCUGCUUAGGCUCUAUGGCUCGAUUCUUGAAUUACUGAUGAAAGAUCUGCCUGUUGCAAUUAGAGGAAGCCUGAGCACAGGAACUGCUCUCUGUGUGUCUGUUCUCUCCUUGAGCAAGGCAGGAGAUCCUUGAAGAAGAGUGAAAAUGACUUCUGGGACUAGAGAUCCGCUAAGGCAGCUGUGAACAUCAUAGUAAGGAUUACCUCAAAGAAAUGAAUUCACUUCUGCUGUUGAUCUUCUUUUUGAACCACCUUUUCUCUGUUUUCUUAUUACUUCUAUUUUCAUGCUGUAUUAAGGAAAAACAUGAUGAAGUUGCCUGGAGGACUAAGUAUUUCAACCAUUGCCUCAUUUUGCAUUGAUAGUGUCUAGAAAUACGAAUCAAAUCAUCUCAUGUAUUAUUUAAUAUUGCUUCCUACACAGCCAUAAUGAUGGAGAAAAUAAUACUGAAAACUCCAGGAAAAAAAAUGGCCUUUUUAGCCACUUGUCUGUCUUGUUUGAUUAUAUGUAAUUUUUGGUUUCUUGAUGUGUUUUGGUUUUUUGUUUUCUUUUUUUUUUUUUUUUUGAUGGAAAAUACUCUGGUAUGUUUGUUUGUUUGUUUAUUUAAUCAGUUUAAUAUUGGGAAGUGGACUUUCUUCAAGUCAUUUAUAUGUGCCUUUUAUAAUUGUGCAACAAAUG